AUGGGGAUCUGCAGCAGCUGGCAUCCAGCAGGCACUGAGAUUCCUUGUGGGACUGACCUGGGGCUGUGCCUUGGCCCUGUUCCUUCAGAUGCCAACAGGGGGGCAUCCUUGACAUUUGAAGCCUUCACUGCUCUGCUCCAAGAAAGGCAGGCUGUGGGGGCCAAAGGAUCAAGAAGGGGUGUGCCAAAGAUGUUUGAUCUCAGGACGAAGAUUAUGAUCGGCAUUGGCAUCAGCUUACUGAUUGCCACGUUUGUGCUCAUAGGCAUCGUUUGCUGUCUUUACAUCAAAUUAUCCAGAGCACUAAGAUGUGCAAGGGAUCUUGAUAUUUUAAGAUGUUGUAAUCUAGCCAAGUUGUGCUGGAACAACAAAGCCGCCGCCACCGGGUCUUGUGCCGCACUCCAGUGCUGUGACGGAUGUAGAAUGUAUGCAGAUUAUGACUCCCUGCCACCUUGCUGCUGUGACACAAAUGAGGGACUCUGA
Messenger RNA from Otolemur garnettii (small-eared galago), 480 nucleotides. Its product is annotated as protein FAM24A-like. The record is from RefSeq and is a predicted model, not a curated record. The transcript is spliced from 3 exons. NCBI's taxonomy places the organism in Eukaryota, Metazoa, Chordata, Mammalia, Primates, Galagidae. Bases 1 to 480 code for a protein of 159 amino acids.